AUGGCAUCUUCUUUAGUUUCUACAUUGGCUUUUGCUCAAAUAAUUCUUGUUCAAUAUGUUGAAUUAACUUUAUUUAUCGCUGGUACAGUUGGUUCUCUACUCAAUAUUCUGCUUUUUUCUCAAAAGAAAUUUCGUUCAAACUCUUGUUGCAUUUAUUUUCUUGCAGCAUCGAUCUCAACAUUAAUCAUGCUUUUCGUAGGUAUUCUUCCUCAAAUCUAUGCUCUCAACCACACUCCAAGUGAACUAUUCAAUGACAACUUAUGUAAAAUUCGAACUUAUUUAGCUCAAGUGAAUGCCAUGGCCUGUCGAUGGUUAUUAACAAUUGCAUGUAUUGAUCGUUGUUUGUUAACUUCGGCCGACGCUCGCUUUCGUCGUUUGGCGACGGCACCAAUAGCACGAAAAAUAGUUUUCUUCCUUUACAUCGUUUGGAUUUUAAUUCCUAUUCACGCGCUGAUCUUUGAAGAGACUCGAAGAGUCGGCUAUUUUAUUUGUAUAAUGUCAACUGAUGCAUCAGCUAUUUAUCAUAAUAUUUAUACAAUCAUCGCUGGCGGGAUCCUUCCACCAUUAAUUAUGUUGGCCUCUACGAAAAUUCUCUGGGCAAGUUUACAAGCAAAGCGACAGCGUCGAGAAUUGAUUGAAGGAAGACAGAGAAGAAAUGAAACUCAGGAUACUCAAGUUCUUAUUAUGCUACUGUUACAAGUUGUCAUCUUCAUCGUGUUCACUUUACCGUAUAUGUCAUCGAAUCUCUAUUUUGCAUUCACUCAAGUGGCGGUAUUUGUUCAUCCUGCUGUCACAUUCUAUUCAAAUACGUUAGCCUCACGAACAUUUCGAAAUGAAUUAUUCAUUAUUAUUCGGAAAAUUCUAAUUAACGUUUGUCGCCAACGUUUUUACCAUAUACGAAGAAUUCAUCCAGGUACUUUUACAGCAACAGGAACGCAUCGGCCAAAUAAUUUACCAAUGAUUCCAAUAAAUUAA
This is a messenger RNA of Adineta ricciae, 975 nucleotides long. NCBI's taxonomy places the organism in Eukaryota, Metazoa, Rotifera, Eurotatoria, Adinetida, Adinetidae. The record is from the annotation of a GenBank genome assembly.